GCGUUUUUGUAUACUGUUGUUUUGUUUAGUGUAGCAUUAAUUGACUUCGAUAUUUACAGUAUAGAAAUAAACAGAAAAAUAUGACAAAUUGGGGAAAUAUAUGCCGCAUUUGCAGCAGCCCCGCAGACUAUAAUAUAUUUGCCAAAAUACCUACAUACUUACACGGCUCAUCGAAUGAGUUUCUCAAUUUUCAGAAGCCAAUUAAUGUAUUGCUUGAAGAAACGUCUGGACUAAAGAUCUCACCAGAUGACGGUCUGCCAUCUGUUAUUUGCGCACUGUGCAUAUCGUAUUUGAAGCACGCCGUAACAUUCCGCGAACAAUGCAUUAAAAACGCACUCAGCCUUAAGCUAAUCGAACUAUAUCAACAAAAGUCUUCGAAAAAUAAAGGAGAUAAGGAGAGUGCACUCUUCACAGCAGAUCAGUUGCGCUAUGUGGAGCAACGACCAGUGCACAAUCUCCUGCUGAACAACAACAGAGUCAAGCUAGAAAGAACGGACAAAGUGCACAAGCAGCUACUUAAUCGGACUGUGCCCCAGCAAGGCGGCAACAACGAACGCGAAAUACGCUAUCUUAAUGAUCUAUUUAAUAAACAUCGAAAUGCUGCACAGGUCAAAGUGGAGAUGCCAUCCACCAGCACUAGGACCUGCAGCGGCAACGGUACAGGUGAGGAGGAGGAUUAUGCGGCAGUCACCUCAAGCGAUGACAAUGAGGAGAAUGCGCUGUCGCGCAAGCACAAGAAUUGCUACAACUAUAGCGAAACGAAUUUCGAAGAGGACGACCCCAUGGAACAGGCGCAGCUAAGGGACAUCAAAGUCAAUAUACCCGAACCCAUGUGGAAGGAGCGCAAGUGCCCGGCCUGCUUCAAGCGGUACAUGCACGAGGAUUCGCAUCAAUUGCAUCUGGACAAUUGUGUUGAAUUCCAGUUUUUUAAUUUUGUGGGCGAACUGAACAAACUGCUGGAGAUAAAGCGUCAAAAGAUGGUAUCACCCCAUGAGUUCAUUAGACGCAUGAUAUUUGCUUUGCACAAGACAUGCACCUGGUUGCAGGAACAUUCCAUUGACACCGAGCUGGCUGAUAAACUGAAUCAGGUUAAAAUCACCAAUGGCACGAGCAGCAGUGCUGAGAAAGCUGAGAAAAUUGAGCCACUCAAAGAGAGCGCACCAAAGACAUCGACAUGCUGGGAAAGUUAUCCAUCUUCAAACGAUGAUGCAGUCUUCGGGAACAGUUUGCUGAAAUUUAAGAGUGGCUCAACCACACCCAUAACAGUAGAGAACAAUGUCUUGUACGCCAUUGAGCGCUCCGAGAGUCGCAACUCGCAAAACACGCCCAAUCCAGUAGUUAAGAAGCCUAUACCCAUAAGAUGUACUGGCGCUCAAACAGCUGAUGCUGCUGCACCGUUGCACGAGGAGCGUGCACGUGCCACGUUUCUUGAGAAGCUGCAAAGAGCCACUGGUACGCCACUGCACCAGUCUCCAGUGCCAGUGACGCCCACCUCAGCAGCUCGUUGCUGCCAGUGCAAACUGAUAUUCGCAGCAGUUAGCGAACUAGAAAUUCACAAUGUUAUGCAUCACAACGGACAGUGCAAUGCAGGCAACACCCUAGACGAAGACGCACAACGGCGUCGUAUUAUUGCCCUAUUCGAAGACGAUAUCUAAUUUAAGUUUUAAAUACGUUAGCUUAUAUUAAUUUUAUUCCGUAACAUCGUUAAGUCUGAAAAGUCCCCCAAAUACGUGCAUUGUUUAAUUUUUAAUU
Molecule: messenger RNA, 1752 nt
Organism: Drosophila hydei
Lineage: Eukaryota; Metazoa; Arthropoda; Insecta; Diptera; Drosophilidae
Exons: 2
Coding region: 81-1655 (524 amino acids)
Cellular component (GO): nucleus
Molecular function (GO): zinc ion binding
Source: RefSeq, a predicted model, not a curated record